Eptesicus fuscus (big brown bat) is the source of this 4183-nucleotide messenger RNA. It is a transcript of the gene MGLL, whose product is annotated as monoglyceride lipase. The record is from RefSeq and is a predicted model, not a curated record. The transcript has 8 exons. The coding region runs from base 252 to 1307 and encodes 351 amino acids. Gene Ontology annotation, molecular function: lipase activity. Gene Ontology annotation, cellular component: membrane. NCBI's taxonomy places the organism in Eukaryota, Metazoa, Chordata, Mammalia, Chiroptera, Vespertilionidae.
GGCAGUGGGUGCUGGGCUCCCAGCCCCUCCCUUCCCCGAGCCCCAUUCGGCGAUUUCUUUAGGAAAAGUGAUGACACGAACUAGUAGUGGAGGAUCGCAGGCUCCUGUUCCCCGCCCUGGGAAGGGAGGGGAGCCUUGGAGAACUUGUCAGUGAGAGCUGGAAGCAGGCUGCCGGGCUCAGCACCCCGAAAGGCGAAAGGCAGGAUUUCGGGGCAGGGCGCGGGGGAGCGGACGGGGGCUCCAGCUGCUGGAUGCCGCGCUCUGACCUCGGCGAUGAGGGAACAGCCCUUAUCUGCCCAGCCCUUAUCUGCCCGGCUCUAAUUCUCCAGGCGGUCGUGGUGGUGGAAUGCGAAAACCAGGAAAUGAUGGAAACAGGACUUGGAGAUCCUUUCAGAAUGCCGGAGGAAAGUUCUCCCAGGCGGACCCCGCAAAGCGUUCCGUACCAGGACCUCCCUCAUUUGGUCAACGCUGAUGGACAGUACCUCUUCUGCAGGUACUGGAAACCCGCUGAGUCUCCCAAGGGCCUCGUCUUUGUGUCCCAUGGAGCCGGGGAGCACUGUGGCCGCUAUGAUGAGCUGGCUCAGAUGCUGGUGGGACUGCAACUGCUGGUGUUCGCCCAUGACCAUGUUGGCCAUGGACAGAGCGAAGGGGAGAGGAUGGUAGUGUCCGACUUCCACGUUUUCGUCAGGGACGUGUUACAGCACGUGGAUGUGGUGCAGAAAGACCACCCGGGGCUGCCCGUCUUCCUUCUGGGCCACUCCAUGGGAGGUGCCAUCGCCAUCCUCACGGCCGCCGAGAGGCCAAGCCACUUCGCUGGCAUGGUUCUCAUUUCACCUUUGGUUCUGGCCAGUCCUGAGUCCGCAACAACUUUCAAGGUCCUUGCUGCGAAGGUUCUCAACUUUGUCCUACCAAACAUGUCCCUGGGCCCGAUCGACUCCAGCGUGCUCUCUCGGAAUAAGACGGAGGUCGACCUUUAUAACACGGACCCCCUCAUCUGCCGGGCAGGGAUGAAAGUGUGCUUCGGCAUGCAGCUGCUCAAUGCUGUCUCCAGGGUGGAGCGGGCCCUCCCCAAGCUGACCUUGCCCUUCCUGCUGCUCCAGGGCUCUGCUGACCGCCUGUGCGACAGCAAAGGGGCCUACUUGCUCAUGGAGUCCGCCAAGAGCCAGGACAAGACACUCAAGAUUUACGAAGGUGCCUACCACGUUCUCCACAAAGAGCUUCCUGAAGUAACCAACUCCGUCUUCCAUGAAAUAAACAUGUGGGUCUCUCAAAGGACAGCGGCGGCGAGAACAGGGUCCCCACCCUGAGCGCACGGCCAGGCCCCCGGCCCACAGCUGGGGAAGUGGGCAGAGGAAGGGCGGAAGCUGACCUCUCAGAUGUGACUUAAAAAAAUUACGAAUUGGAGGAAUCCCUAGCAUAAUUCACUAAAGAAAAAAAGGCACUCUUGUCAUAUGUUAGGUUGUCCUGUCUCUGGGUCUACCUGAAGGGGUAGACACUUUAUGCAAAAACAGAGAAGGGUCGCAGGCAGUUUUCCAGAGAUGGAAUGUGCUGGAAUAUCCUUAAAACACAGCACAGCCUCUGCCCUGCCUCUCCUAGCUCCCGCAGGGUUCCCAGGAAUUCCUGGUGUUCUGGGACACCUGACUGCAAUAAUUGGAGGAGUCCCUCUCCUGCUCACCCCUCCAGCCACCUCCCACCCCCAUCCCCACGGCCUCAGGCUGGCCUCUCUCUGGCCAUGGUGGUCGGCCUCAGCUUCCCAGGCAGACUCACGUGCCUCCUGAGGCCCAGAAAAUGCCUCCUACUUCCUCAGAAUGCGUCGCCCCCCAUGACCCCUGUCAGCUCCCGGUCAGCAGGAGCUGGGCGUUGGGGUGGCAUGAAACAUGGCUGGAGACCCUACUCCCCUUCCUUCCCUUCAGGGAGCCCGAGACUGCCCGCUGAGAGCUGGGUGUUCAGGGGCUGCCUUGCCUUCCAUGACUUGUUUUACUUGACACUGAGAGACGCUCGUAUUGAAGAGGAAAGUAUAUUCUGGAGCAGAGACAAUGUGGUAGAUGGGUGGUGGGACCCAGGGCGCUCGUGCCUCUGCACAGGAGUGGGACAAGCUAGCCUGGGGACCCCGUGCUAAAGGCAUCCAGGCACAACCCGGAGGCAGGCCCCGAGCGCCAGCAGUGGCAGUGGCAGUGGCAGUGGCAGCGGCAGGCUUGUCCUUGGCCCCCACUGUUUGGGCUCACAGCAGCCCCAGGAGCUCAGUGCUGGCAGCACAGCUACCUCUGGUGGCAGGAGAAGGGAGUCCCAACUCGGUGGCCCUACAGCCAGGUGGGCGGUGGGCAGGCGAGGCUGGCUGAUAGGGCCAGCCUUUCCCAGCCGAGGCCCGCGCCUGACCAGCCUCUCUCAGGUGCCAACCCCCGCCCUCAGCCCUCACUUAGUGCCAGCAAUAAAGGGGGAUCGCUGCCCACUGCAGGAAUACCUUCACUCUCAGUCUGCCUGGCUGGGACCUCACGAGGCUCCUUAGUGUAACUAUGACUGUGUGGAGGGCAGUUGCUGGGGAUUGAACCCAUGGAAGGUGCAGGCAGGAGCCCUAGGCUACAGAAGAGGCGCCGAUUCCCUGCCAGGGCCUCUGACUCUGGGAGUUGGGUCUCCCACCCUCUUCCUCCAGCAGCAAAACUGCCCUUCGCCCACACCCUAUUCUAGGGUUUUCUUUAGACCUCCAGAGGGGAGCCGCUCUGCCCUCCUCCAGGGACCUGCCCACACCAUGGCGAGGCUAGAAUUGGUCCCCUGCCCGGGCCCAGGUUUGUGUUCUCCUGCCCCUGCCCCUCGGGAGAGGUGAAGUGCCCAGGCACCCACCCCCUGGGGGCAGAGCCCAGGGCCCCACAGAGAGCGGCUUCCCUUGCCCCAUCAUAUUUCUCUGGAUUCCCUUUGAGGGGGAAAAAGUGUAAGAAAUGCACUGAGAGAUAAGGUCGGUGCCCGUUGAGUUGGGCCUGUGUGAAUGUCUGUGCUCCUCAGCUAAGGAAAAGCAGAAACUACAUUGCAAACUACCAAACGCACAAGACCCCCCGAGCCCAGACCUGGAAUUCUCACCAGAGCUGUGACAGCUCAGGUCACAGAAGUCCCCAUACCCCCCACCCUCCUUCCCCUACCCCUACCCCACCUCUCCUGAAAGCAGGUGACUGCAAUACCAUCUCCCAAAUUAAAUAUCAGGCACAUGGUUUGACCAGGAGUCUUUCGGAUGCACGAAUUUAUUUAUAUGAAAGCUUUUACAGAGACAAAUUCAAUCGCAUUUACAUAUCUGGUUAAAGGAUCACCUAUAUUAAAAAAGAAGACAAUUAUUUGAACUGGGACUGACUCCAAAUCUAGGAGGGGGGAUGGCACCAUGCCAGGCCUACCUGCUGCGUGAGCGGACGCCCGCUGUGUCUGGAGUAUCAUCUGAAGUGCUCCAGGCCGGUCUCCAGUUGAGUUCAUUCUCAGUGUUGACGGCUUCGUGCUGACACCUGGAGCCUCAGAGUCGUGCCGUGGCUGUGGCGCGAGGAGCUGGGUUUGGAAGGGAAGCUAGGUCUCACACACCGCCUGGCCUGGAAAAGGUGAGAGGAGGGCAAAGGCGGCCAGGGAGGAGACCCCGGAGAUGCAGCUGAUCCAAACCCACCCGGAGGGAUGGACACAUCGGGGUACUAAGCCCGAGCACUGAUGUGGACCCAGCACCUUCCCUGUAACCCAGAGAGCUUGCUGGCCCAUACAGAAAUGGGUCUCAGACCCGGAAAUAUUUCUAGGCAAAAAGGUCACUUGCAGCCAGUGGGGGCUCCCAACCCCAAAGAGCCCCAUUCCUCUGCAGGGAUGGGGGUGGGUGGAUGGGCAGCCUCCCUUCUAACCACUGGCAACCCCAGCUUCCCCCUCAGCUUCUGGGGGGGGGACUGGGGCUCACAGCAAGAGCACAAAAUGGUGCUCUGAACACCCACCUGGCUCCGCUCUGCACCCUGUAGCAAGGCUCUGAGCUACCUUUUCUUCCUCUCGCCAUUGCUAAGGAAAACCCAUUAGGAUCACCAUGAUUUUCUAAGCAAUUCACCUGUUUGCUAUUGUCACUGCAGCUCAACACCCCCUACAUGUAUGCUGUUAGUGGGGACACAUGUAUCAGUUUAAAACUAUUAAAGGAACCAAUAUGCCACAGCUAAUCCUAAUAAACCGGAUGUUUUCUGAA